AUGAAUCCCCACAAUAAGGCUCAACCUCAACCACCUCCACCUCCUUCCUCUUUUCUUGGUUAUUCUCAACAACAACAACCACUUGGUAAAUCACCAUUUCCUUUCAAUCUCGGGAUUCAACCAACGAACAUUCCAACUCCUGCUUCUCCUCUUUCAACAUCAACAGCCUUUCAUAACAAUGGUAAUAUUGCAAUAACAACCAUACCAUCUCUCCCACUCUCUCCAAUUCUCCAAACCAAUGUACCAUACACUACAUCAUCCAACUCUACAAAUUCUGCAACGUUUCUUGUGUUUGGAAGGAAACUUGAUGUUUCCGAGUUACUUUCCAAUACGAGUAGUAAUAACAACAAACAACCACAGCAAGCACCACUCUAUUCCAUGAUGAGAGGAUGGUAUUUGUCCAAUUUUGAAAAGAAACCCAGCUCAAACACUCUGCCAACAGUAUCCUCUUCAUCCUCAUUGGAAUCAUCUUCGUAUGUGAUCAUUAGAAAGCCUCCAGCCUCAAAUCAAAGAUUUCCUCUUCAUUAUAAAAGUGGUACAGAAUUGGUGAAUCGUAGAGGUCGAUUCAAAGAUAAAAAGAAUUUAAUUCAAGAAUUAAAAGAUUGGUGUAAGAAAUGUAAGGAAAUUAGAAGAGAGGAGCGAAGAGUGCGAGAGCAACAGGAAGAAUUUCUUUGCAAAGAGGUUGUGUUGUAG
Molecule: messenger RNA, 693 nt
Organism: Naegleria lovaniensis
Lineage: Eukaryota; Heterolobosea; Eutetramitea; Acrasida; Naegleriidae
Exons: 2
Coding region: 1-693 (230 amino acids)
Source: RefSeq, a predicted model, not a curated record